UCUCAUUUAUUGUAUAUUUUUUAAUAUUUUAAAAUAGUGGUCAUGUAAAAACUGAAUAUAGGCGCAGUUUAUUUAGUUGUUUUAAUUAUUCUUCGUAACUGUAAAUUAUAGUCAUCAAUAAGUGAAUCAUCCACGUACUCGUCGAAUUUAUGUAUAUAUUCAGAGUACAAUAAUCAACACGUCAUACGUAGGUACACACUAUUGCCAACGAAUAGUCAACUCUAAGUAUAAAGAUAUGAGAAUUUCCAUGUCGCAAGUAUGGAUUGGCUUGUUUUCAAGGAUAUUUUAGCCGUGACGGCAUCGAUUUGCACUAUCCUUCAAUUUUUAUCUGGAAUAUUGGUAUGCAAAAAGUUUGCCAAAAACAAAUCCACGGGAGAUGCUUCUGGACUAGCAUUUGUCACUUGCUUUCUUUCGUGCAGCUUAUGGAUGCUGUACGGUAUUUUGAUUAAUGAUAAAUCAAUAAUAAUUGUUAAUACUUUUGGAUCAUCACUGCAAUUCUUCUAUUCCUUUACAUUUUACAUUUACACGGUCAAAAAGAAUGUUAUUGUAAAGCAAAUCUUAUUGGCUUUGACUUUCAUCAGUUUUAUGUAUUUAUAUUGGUUAUUGGAAGAGGAUGUUUCUAAGGUCAUCAGGCACGUUGGUCUUAUCAGUUGCGUAUUCACGAUUUUGUUCUUUGCAUCGCCAUUGAUAAAUCUGGCUCACGUUUUGAGGGUAAGAAGUGCAGAUAGUCUACCAUUUCCUGUGAUCGUGGCUUCUUUCAUCACCUCCUGUCAAUGGUUUUUUUAUGGUUGUCUCAUCAACGACUACUUCAUUCAAGCGCCUAAUUUUCUUGGGUGCAUCCUAAGCGGAUUUCAGCUUAUUUUAUUUAUUGUAUUUCCCACCAAAAGAUCGGAUAAGGAGCAGCUAAUUUAAUCUAAUCUAAUCUAAAGAUUAUAUUUUUGACACUGAAAAUAUUUAAACACUCGAGGCAGCAUUUAAGUGUAAUAUAUAUGACAAAACCCUGCAGAAUUUUUUAAAGUCUCGACAACCAAAUGUGAUAUUCUAGAUUAAGAAGAUGUUUAUUAUAUUGCGCAUAUUCCUGAGUACAAACAAAAAGACGAACACCCGUAGGUUACAGAAAAAAAAGAAACAAUAAAAUAAAAUAAAUGAAUAAAUUAAAAAAUCUGGGAGUCAAUUAU
Molecule: messenger RNA, 1178 nt
Organism: Copidosoma floridanum
Lineage: Eukaryota; Metazoa; Arthropoda; Insecta; Hymenoptera; Encyrtidae
Gene: slv
Product: sugar transporter SWEET1
Biological process (GO): carbohydrate transport
Cellular component (GO): membrane
Molecular function (GO): sugar transmembrane transporter activity
Source: RefSeq, a predicted model, not a curated record